Molecule: messenger RNA, 1229 nt
Organism: Nothobranchius furzeri (turquoise killifish)
Lineage: Eukaryota; Metazoa; Chordata; Actinopteri; Cyprinodontiformes; Nothobranchiidae
Gene: stc1l
Product: stanniocalcin 1, like
Biological process (GO): intracellular calcium ion homeostasis
Cellular component (GO): extracellular region
Molecular function (GO): hormone activity
Source: RefSeq, a predicted model, not a curated record
AGGUGGGAGAACCAGCAGAACCAGCAGGAACUGAAAGACAACACCUCUAUCCACCUCCUCCUGCUGCUUCUGAGACACAAUGCUGCACACCUCUGCUCUGCUCCUCCUCCUUGCCCUGAGCUCCGCCGCCAGCUUCCAGCUGCCGGAGGAGGCUGCUCCACGUCGGGCUCGCUUCUCCUCCAACAGCCCAUCUGAUGUGGCCAGAUGUUUGAAUGAAGCCUCCACCGUGGGCUGUGGGUUCUACUCCUGCCUUGAGAACUCCACCUGUGACACUGAUGGGAUGCACGACAUCUGUGAGCUGUUCCUCCACUCAGCAGCCAGCUUCAACACAGAGGGUAAAGCCUUUGUGAAGAAGAGUCUGAACUGCAUUUCCCAGGGGAUCUCCACCAAAGUCUUCCAAGCUAUUCGCCACUGUAACAUCUUCCAGAGGAUGAUCGCUGAGGUUCAGGAGGAGUGUUACUCCAGUUUGGACAUUUGUACGGUGGCUCGUACAAACCCCGACGCCAUCGGGGAGGUGUUACAGGUUCCCACCCACUUCCCCAACAGGUACUACAGCACCCUACUGCAGUCCCUGCAGACCUGCGAUGAGCAGACAGUGGCCAUUGUGAGGACCGGCGUCAUGGCCCGUAUGGGGCCCGACAUGGAGACCUUCCUCCAACUCAUCCAGAACAAACCUUGCUCCAGCAGCUCAGACGUUCCCGUCUCCAACACCCCCACCAGUUGGAGGAACAUGCCUGUGUUCAACAUCCAGCCUGGCUUCAGAGGCAGAGACCCCACCCACCUGUUUGCCAGGAAGAGAUCUGUGGACAACCUGCAGGGAGGGGAGACCCAGGCAAAAGCAGACCAGUAGAUCAUCACAUAUCUGAUUAUGUCACAUGCACACUGCCCCGCUGCUGCAGAACGUUAGAUUGUAAUUUGAGAUGAUUAUAUAUUAUCUGAGCCAAUCCACCGGCUUGAUUAUAUGAUUUGAAGUCUAUCUGAACAAAGAACCUUAUUAUUAUUAGGAUUGAUAUUUAUUUUCUUUAUUUAUUAGGCUGUCUGGUAUAUUCAAAUAAGCAGGAGGGGAAAGGAGAAUUAAGAAGAUGCUUCCACGCUGGACGUAGAGCUCUUUGAGACUCCUUUUUGCUGGUCUGAGAUCACUUUAUAAGCUGUUUUCUGUUUGUAAAUGUGGAGAUAGAAAUCUAAAUUUGCUUGGAAGCUGCCUUGGCCCAAUAAACACCCUGAUGUGA